UUCCUCGCGCCCCCGGUUCCAGCGACGGGGACGUUCAGGCGCACGAGACUGGGCACCGUGUACGAGACUAUCAAGAUUUCGGAACAUAAGACAAAAUAUACUGAAUAGUAUAUAGCAUAACAUGGCAUCGACGUGUCCUAAAUGCAGUAAAACUGUAUAUUUUGCGGAGAAGGUGACGUCCCUGGGCAAGGACUGGCACCGCUUUUGCCUAAAGUGUGAGCGCUGUAGCAAAACCCUGACGGCAGGGGGCCACGCCGAGCACGAUGGAAAACCUUACUGCCACAAGCCCUGCUAUGCUGCCCUGUUUGGACCAAAAGGUGUCAACAUCGGGGGCGCUGGUUCCUAUGUCUAUGAUACCCCUGUGAGCUCUGGUCUCACCAGCCCUCCUUCAGAAAAUGCCCCCAAAUUGGGAGAAAGGAAGGUGUCGGCCGCCUCCAGAGGUCCCGUGAAAGCCGCAAGCAUUACCACAUUCUCCGGAGAGCCCUCCAUAUGCCCCAAGUGCAACAAGAAGGUUUAUUUUGCCGAGAAGGUGACGUCUCUGGGGCAGGACUGGCACCGACCCUGCCUGCGCUGCGAGAGGUGCAGCAAGACCCUGGCACCUGGAAGCCAUGCGGAGCAUGAUGGGCAGCCUUACUGUCACAAACCGUGCUAUGCCGUCCUCUUCGGACCUAAAGGGGUGAACACCGGUGGAGUGGGGAGCUACAUCUAUGAGAAGAUGCCCAGCACCGAAACACACCCCUGAAGCCCUGUCUGUAUACACCCACCUAACAGCAUCACACACCGCCAACACCAUCACCGUCACCCUUACUGUGACCCCCAAAGGCUUGGCUAUUGCUGUAUAUACAUAUUUACUGCUCCUGCUAACUACAACAGUCCUGCCCCAGUCCUCCUUGCACCCACCACCCUCUGCUGUGCUUCAUCCUAUUCUGCCCAUAUACAUCUGUCAUUCUGUAUCUACUGUCCUGCAGUGACCUCCACAGACACAGUAAUACCAUCAUCUGGACAUGGAGAGAUACUGCUUACUAGGACCAGUACUUAUAUAUUUGUAUUUUGACUUUUUUAAAUAUAUUUUUGUAUUUAUAUCAUUUCACCUUUCAGUACCGAGUAAGGUAAUAUGUUUUCUUUUAAACCUGAAUCGGUUGGAAAUCUGCCCACUCCUGUGCAUUAUAGUGCUUUGCAUGAGAUACGUGCUGCUAGGUUGUGCUGCUGGUGUAGGAACAAGACAGAGAUCAAGAGGAAACCACAGAAGAAGGUGCCACCACCGUACAGUGUGGGUAAAACCUAUUUUAUAAAGAAGAACUGGUUUAUUGCUCAACAUCUUUACAGCUUUGUUGACUAAUUGAAGUUCACAUGUAGUUACGGGUGUAAAGUAAAUGUUUUUCUGAUGUGUGCAGCGAGUCUGAGAAGGUAAAUUUGAAUGCAAUGUUUAUUCCUUCUUACCACCAAAAGGAUUAAGUUCAAGUAAUGUGGCAUCGGUGGGCUGGGCUAGAAAAGAAUGGUGUGUGCCAUAAAUCCAGGUGUGGGUUCAGUCACAAGAAUCACCUCAUGUUGCUGUUUUCAUCCAGUAUUAACCUACAAGCGGAAGCAUUUUUAGUAGUUUCUAGAAACAUGUGACCGAGGCGUAGACACUGUGGUGGUGAAUGUGGAUUAUUGUUAUUUAGACUCGUGUUUGUGUUUUAUUAGUUCACUUCAUAUGAAAAUCUGUAUCAAACGUGUCAUGCUUUUAACUUAAAUAAAGUU
This is a messenger RNA of Scleropages formosus (Asian bonytongue), 1740 nucleotides long. Its product is annotated as cysteine-rich protein 2-like. The record is from RefSeq and is a predicted model, not a curated record. NCBI's taxonomy places the organism in Eukaryota, Metazoa, Chordata, Actinopteri, Osteoglossiformes, Osteoglossidae. The coding region runs from base 122 to 742 and encodes 206 amino acids. The transcript has 8 exons.